Messenger RNA from Rubroshorea leprosula, 1155 nucleotides. The record is from the annotation of a GenBank genome assembly. NCBI's taxonomy places the organism in Eukaryota, Viridiplantae, Streptophyta, Magnoliopsida, Malvales, Dipterocarpaceae.
AAGUUAAUUAUAUAAUGAUACAUCAUAUUAUAAAUUUAUAAUAUCAUAUGAUAUUAUAAUUAUAAUAUUUUCGAUUAGAAGAUGUAUGUGUGGUCUUCUGCAGCAUCCUAUCAAGAAAUUUGUUGCUCAUCAGUCUCCUGAUUACAUUAUUGCUGAUUUUAUGGUUGGCUGUGCAGUUGAUAUCAGCAGAGAAUGUCAAGUCCCACUCUUGUUGUUCUCAGUAUUCUCAUCUGCCACAACUGUAUUCGUUGGACCGCCUGAACAUUGUGAUGACCGUGAACUUAUGCGGCCAUCGCCAGAGAGUCUCACAACACCACCACAGUGGGUAGAUUUUCCCUCUUUGGUAGCCUACCGUCAUUUCGAGGCAAUUGAAAACCACAGUGAUCCUUACGAAGUCUUUUUUCAAAGGCUUGCCAAGCUUUACAGUGCAUGUCGAGCAGAGGCCAUACGCAGCUGCACCGAGUUUGAAGGAAACUAUUUGAUUGCACUGCAGAAAAUGAUGGGAUCAAAGCCGGUUAUUCCAGUAGGUUUGCUUCCACCUCCACAGGAGACUAUAGAAACCCUUGAUGAAUCAUGGGUUAAGAUUUUCCAAUGGCUUGAUGAGAAGAAAUCCAAGACUGUUGUGUUUGUUUGUUUUGGCAGUGAGUGCAAGCUAACCGGAGAUGAAAUCCAUGAGAUAGCAUAUGGGGUAGAGAUAUCCGGGUUGCCAUUUUUGUGGGCACUAAGGAAACCUCAUUGGGUUCCUCCUGAUGAAGAAGAUGUCAAUGUUGCUUUGCCUGAAGGAUUCACUAAAAGGACAGCCAAACAGGGCCUUGUCUACAUGGGAUGAGAACCACAAGUUGAAAUACUCAAACACCCAUCAAUUGAGGGUACUGUGUUUCACUCAGGAUGGGGUUCUGCAACUGAGUCCCUGGAGUUCGGACACUGUCUAGUCCUCCUGCCUUUUAUUUAUGACCAAGCCUUGAAUGCAAGGUUUCUUGUGGAAAAAUGCGUGGCCCUCGAAAUUGGAAGGAGCAGAGCGGAUCGUUUAGCUGACAAAAUAUUGCUGAUUCUCUUCGGAAGGCUAUGUCAUCAGAAGGACAAAAGUUAAGGGACAAAGCCAGAGAAGUUUCUUCAGUCUUUGGUGACCAGAAGCUGCACCAAGACCAUUACAUU